ACAAGUACGUCACUUUCUACCCAAUGAUGGCGACUGAACGAUUUUACAGCACAAGAGGCUAGACCCGUGUUACCACAAAAACAAUAUUGUCAAAGUAACAACUAAAGGCGAAAUAACAGUGUAUUAUAGUGACAACAUAGUUAAGAUAAAGGAGGAGAGGAGCAUCAUCUUGCAGUUAUGUUUCGGGGUUGUCCCGCCAACGUUCUCCGACCAUAAUGUGAGACGGAGAAAAAGGGGAUCUUGGACCGAGCACCACAGUCAUAAUCUGGAUGACAAACAUUGCUCAGUGGUGAUUCUGUCACAUCAUCCACGCUGGCUUUAUUUAAAAAAAGCUAGCUGUAUGAUAUCCAUUCACCACGAAGAAAGUCAUCUGACAGCUAGUAUUUCAUCGUCGAAACCCCGGGAGGGGAACCGCUGAGGAAGGAUGAAAUUCACGGAGCACCUUUCGGCGCACAUCACUCCUGAAUGGAGAAAACAAUACAUCCAGUAUGAGGCUUUCAAGGAUAUGCUGUAUUCUGCCCAGGACCAGGCACCCUCUAUCGAAGUCACCGACGAGGACACGGUCAAGAGGUACUACGCCAAGUUUGAGGAGAAGUUCUUUCAGACGUGUGAGAAGGAGCUGGCCAAAAUCAACACAUUCUACUCUGAAAAGCUAGCAGAGGCCCAGCGCCGUUUCGCCACGCUGCAGAAUGAGCUGCAGUCUUCACUGGAUGCCCAGCGGGAGAGCAGCAUGCAGGGCCUCCGUCGCCGCCGCAAGGCCGUCUUCCACCUGUCCCAGCAGGAGCGCUGCAAACACCGCAACAUCAAAGACCUGCAACUGGCCUUCUCAGAGUUCUACCUCAGUCUCAUCCUGUUGCAGAACUACCAGAAUCUGAACUUCACAGGUUUCCGUAAGAUCUUGAAGAAGCAUGAUAAGAUCCUGGAGACGUCACGGGGAGCCGACUGGCGCGUGGCCCACGUGGAGGUGGCCCCCUUCUACACCUGCAAGAAGAUUACCCAGCUCAUCUCUGAGACUGAGGCCCUGGUAACACAAGAGUUGGAGGGAGGAGACAGACAAAGAGCCAUGAAGAGACUACGAGUGCCCCCACUGGGUGCUGCACAGCCUGCUCCGGCGUGGACCACCUUUAGGGUCGGCUUGUACUGUGGCGUCUUCCUCGUCCUCAUGGUCACCGUCGUCAUCACUGCUGUGGUUGUGAUAGAGAAUGCCAACGUGUGGCCACUGGUGAGGAUCUACCGCGGCGGCUUCCUGCUGAUCGAGUUCCUCUUCCUGCUGGGCAUCAACACGUACGGCUGGCGCCAGGCGGGGGUCAACCAUGUGCUCAUCUUCGAGCUCAACCCCCGCAACAACCUCUCCCACCAGCACCUCUUUGAGAUUGCUGGUUUCCUGGGGGUGCUAUGGUGUGUGAGCAUCCUGUCCUGUCUGUUCUCCAAGUCCAUCCUGGUGCCCAUGCAGGCCAACCCGCUGGUCCUCUACGGCUUCUUCUUCCUCUUCCUCAUCAACCCCUUCAAGACCCUCUACUACAAGUCACGCUUCUGGCUCCUCAAACUGCUGUUUCGUGUGGUGACAGCCCCGUUCCACAGGGUAGAGUUUGCAGACUUCUGGCUGGCCGACCAGCUCAACUCUCUAGGGGUGGUUCUGAUGGACCUGGAGUACCUCAUCUGUUUCUACAGCUUUGAGCUCGACUGGAAGCAACAAGACGGGCUACUGCGCGACAGUGGAGGCGUGUGUCACUCGUACUCGUAUGGCGUGCGGGCAGUGAUCCAGUGUCUGCCGGCCUGGUUCCGCUUUGUGCAGUGCCUGAGGCGUUACCGCGACUCCAAACGGGCCUUCCCACACUUGGUCAACGCAGGGAAAUACUCCACCACCUUCUUCGUGGUCACCUUCGCUGCCCUCUACAGCACCCACAAAGCUGAGCGUCAUGAUGACACCCAGAUCUUCUUCUACCUGCUGAUUGGCUGUUCAUUAGUCAGUUCCUGUUACACCCUGGUGUGGGACCUGAAGAUGGACUGGGGCCUGUUUGACCGCAAUGCAGGAGAUAACACCAUACUCAGAGAGGAGAUUGUCUACCCACAGAAAGCCUACUACUACUGUGCCAUACUGGAGGAUGUGCUGCUGCGUUUUGCCUGGACAAUACCCCUCUCCCUGAGCACCACCAGUGCACCGUCAGCUGCAGACAUUGUGGCUACCAUCCUAGCCCCUCUGGAGGUCUUCAGGCGUUUUGUGUGGAACUUCUUCCGCCUGGAGAACGAGCACCUGAAUAACUGUGGCGAGUUCCGUGCCGUGAGGGACAUCUCAGUGGCUCCGCUGAACGCUGACGACCAAACGCUGCUGGAGCAGAUGAUGGACCAGGAGGACGGAGUUCGGAACCGCUUGGGCAAGAAGAACUGGAAACGCUCCUACAGCAUUUCCCUGAGACGGCCACGCCUCGCUUCCCAGACCAAGACCCGGGACACCAAAGUUCUCAUGGAGGACACAGACGAUGACACCUGACAUCAGGCCAGACCCAUUGCAUCCAUAGCAUGGGUUCAGAACCUCUUUAAAGGACCACGUCCCUCCUAGGGGCAUACAACCCCUCCUCCCCCAUCAAUCAGUCGAUCAAUCAUUUGAUGACCCGCCCCCUCAUCAGUCCAUCACAGAGCUGCCUAUCUGCGUCAACACACAGAGUACAAAGACUUGAAUAUAGGCGUAUACAGAGGAUAACAAUUGGAGACAAAUACAAAUAUCACACACACCUUGGAACAGCUACUUUUAAGCCACUUUGUUUUGUUACGUUCAUGGACCAUUUAGUGCUGAGUUGACGUCACCCGUUGUUUUUUAUAUUUCAUGGGGCAUACACAAAACACCAAGACUGUGUAAAUGUUGAUGUAAAUAUCAGGAAGAACAAACGGGGAAUGGACUGUUGAUUUCAAGAUGGCUAAUCAGAAAUGAUGUAAUCUAAAAAAGACUGAGAGCGUUGGACUCUGAACAGUGAUCAGACACUCCUCUGCAAUCAGUCUGGUCCAAGACUUUCUUAUGACCUUUUUUGAUGAACAUGAUGAUGACGAUUACUGUAUUGAUGUGGCUGUCCUUUCCAUGUGUGAUAAGUUCUUCCACGAAUACCUUGGUUUUUAUUUUGUUUUGUUUAAUUAAAUUGUUAUUUAUGCGAGGGGAAAGAUGCCUAAAACAUUUGGUAGUGAAAUGGGGGAGGUUCUGAUUUGAAAUGGCUGCUAAAGUGUCUGCCUAAUGUUGCCCAAAAAUAACUGUUCCAAGAACAGGGGGAGAGGAGUUUGUUCUAAUGGUUCAGUAUGGGUCGGUCUGAAUAUAAGGCUGAUCGGUGCUUCAGGGCAUCUCAUCCUUUAAAAUGACAUUAUGUUCAAAAACCCUCAGGAGGCUCUGAUUGGACAAUUCUCUUAAAACAAGCCCACCCCUUCCCGGUCUUCAGAACCUUUAUAGGGAACAUCCCCCCCCCAUGUCUAUUUCUAUGGGCAAAAGCACAUUCCAUGACAAAAACUGUUCACACCCCCUUUUGUUGGCGGAGAGGAUUUUGCAGCUUAUUUCCUGUAAUUCUAUACAUUCUGCCAUUGGGUGAAGAUUGGGCCUUUUUUGGGCCUUUUUUAAGCUAAUUCCCUGCAGUUCUACAUAUUUUGCGUGUUCAUGUGAUAUCUGAGUGACUCAAACAUUACAACAAAAUCAAUGGGCUAAAAGACCUAGCUAAAAAACGUUAGCUGACAUGGACUAGUUGAUCUGGACAUUUCUGACAAGUUAUAAAUAGCUCUCUGAGGUCUGCAAUGACGAGGAAAACUGAUGAUGCACUACCCAAUUUCAAAAUUGCACCUUGUGCAUUCAAGAGUAAUUUGAAAGCCAGACAGUUCCCGACCCCACAGUUUGGGAACCACUGGUCUAAGGUACAACAUUUUUAGAUAGACAUUAUAGCGUAAAUGAACAUGUAAGAACUUUCUUAAAUGAAAUCAUGUCAUUUGACAACCAUGUUUGUAAGCUUUCAAAUGAUAUCACACUCAACCGUUUAUUUUUCCCCAGUGAUGUGGACGUCUCAUGGACGGUUGGGGUAUGCAAAAUGGGUCAGCUUUGAGCACCUCCAUCUCCUGAAUGCUUUGACACUCAGGUCCAAAAAGUCACUUUCUGACCACUUCCACCAUGGGCAAACAUGAAUGAAAGGUUUUGUUCAAAUCAAAAGGGGUGCAGUCAGAAAGUGAUUGAAAUCACAUGGAACAACCCCUAUACCAAUAUGGUUUAACUGUAGCAUUGUUUAUUUUCAUGCCAAAUCUUGGAUGUCUUCUUUUUAUUUACUAGUGUGAGCUAACACAGUCUCUCUCAGUAAGCCCUGGUAGGUGUGAGAAUGACAGAAUGUAUGACUAUUGCUCUUAGAGCUAGUCAAAUAUCUGAAACAUUCCAUUGAGAGUUGGGCUGUGCUUCCAAAGUGUAACGCUUCACUCAAAGCCCAUUUUAUGCUUGAUCUGAAAAUGUGGUCAGAGGCUCCGUAUGGAGGGUGUGAUGCAAUUGCGGCGUCUCCGGAGACACGCAGAGGCCAAAUUGAGCUCCAUACCCCCUCACCGUGAGCCUCCCAAAUUUUGUAACAAUGCGGAGGGCUCCGUAUAGCUACAUACACACAAACUCACUUCCUUGACAACUUCCUUUACAACAGCUCUGUGCUGCUUCGCGGAGCGCAAGAAGUAUGAACGCCCGGACUUCUGCAGAGGCCGUGUCACCGUAGAAUGCGGCACGGCCAAUGCAGACGUCAGAUUGAUCCUGCAGCACCUUUUCCUGAUAAUGCACAGUAGAUAGAAAUUACAUCUAUAGAAAAUAUAUUUCACUAUUAGGGCCCUUACUUUUUCUUGGCCAUGUGACAGUUUUUUUCUAGAGAAAACCACAUCCUAAGGUGCCACCAGCCACCUGUGAUCCCUACGUCUGUUCUAGACAUCCUAGUUCUAUAUGCGAUGUUGUGCUGCUUUGCGUCCACUAAGCACCACAGCCCAAGUCUCUUCUGAAAGCCCAGCUCUCUUCUAUCAGUAGGGUCGGUUUCCACUGACUCUGUUAUAAUUGGGCCCCAGUGUUUUUCCUGCUCAGGUGUCAGUUUGGAAAACUCCUGGUCCGUGCCAUCCCAUUAGAUCGCAGGGCUGAACACCCAAUGCCAGUUAGGAGUCACGUGUGUCUGGGGAUGUGCAGGGGUUGGCCUCUUCACCUGCCCUUAAUAUUAGUAGUUGUUGAAUUCUGCUGUAAAACAGCAUAUUCCUCUGUAGCAGAAAUCUAAGUCAUUCCAUCCAGACAGUUUUUUUUUUUUUUUUAUGUUUUAUUCCUAGCCUUGGAUGUGUUCUUAGCUCAGACACUUCUCACUUUGGGGGAUUUGUUGAAUGUAUCAUUCUGUUAGUAACUCCAGACAAUAAAUGCAAUGUGUAUGCUCUCACAUAAAGACUCCAAAGAGAAGGGUCUGCAUUGGCUCACCUAAGGAGACUUGAAUAUUAGAAUGCAUUUCAUGCGUUUCAGCUUUAAGUGUUCUGCUCUGACUGAGUAAGAACCAUUUCCCAGAAUCCCUCCCUUCCUAAAAGCCACCUGAGGGUUUUAACCCCCACUCUGUAUAACCAGGUAGAUUUACUAACACUGUAAAGAUAUAAGCAAUCGUAUAGGGCGGAAUCCUAACUUGAUAUGCCCAGAUAACUCAUCUCCCAUUGAUAUCAAUGCACGAUGUUCAAAGGUUUGAGUUAACCCAAGUAUAUCUCAGGUUAGGUUUUGGCCCAUACUUCUCAAGCUGCAUUUCGUAGUUCAUAGGUCAACUGUAAUGGUGAUUAUGGAAAGCCUGAUGGAGCUUAAAUGUGGUCUAGGGGGAACUAGUCUUAAAUAAUGUGGUGAAGGAGAGAACCUAGAAAAGACAACAUGGUGAUCUAUUAGUGUCUCCGUUCCAAGUAACACCUUAUUGCUGAUAUACUGCACAAGAAGUAUCAUGCUAUAUUGGACUAUAUAGGGAAUAGGGUGUCAUUUGCGAUGUGCCCAGUCUUUUUAUGGUUGAGCUUUCCUGUCGGCCUUGCCCAGCUCAGAUGGGAUUCUCCACAGAGGCCCAUAGACUUGAAUGGAGCUGGUGAGCAAUAACGGCCAUGCGUAAUCCCUGUCAUAAGUCUUAAUAAGUGUUAAGCAAUGUUUGUACCCGAGGGAGGAGGGGACCCCAGUGUCUCAGGGCAAACUGUUGAUUUUCAUUGGGCCUCAGUGCUUUGUAGAUCAAUGAGUCAAUAUUUAACUAGAUUCCACCUCAUCCGAUUGUCCAAUUUCUGACAAAAAUAAAUGAUUUGCCAUAA
Messenger RNA from Oncorhynchus tshawytscha (Chinook salmon), 6285 nucleotides. Its product is annotated as xenotropic and polytropic retrovirus receptor 1 homolog. NCBI's taxonomy places the organism in Eukaryota, Metazoa, Chordata, Actinopteri, Salmoniformes, Salmonidae. Gene Ontology annotation, cellular component: cytoplasm; plasma membrane; Golgi apparatus. Gene Ontology annotation, molecular function: inositol hexakisphosphate binding. Gene Ontology annotation, biological process: phosphate ion transport; cellular response to phosphate starvation. The coding region runs from base 425 to 2491 and encodes 688 amino acids. The transcript has 14 exons. The record is from RefSeq and is a predicted model, not a curated record.